AUGGAUAGACAUCUCGGUAUAGUCUACGGAACAGCUGGCAACCACGAGUCCCAUCCCACCAACGCCUACCAGCCUAGUUCCGUCGGUGACGCAUCCUCAUGGAUCUACGACCUUCUCGCAGGGACCUGGUCUCGUUGGAUUGGACAUGAAUCAGCCUCUACGGCAGCAAGAAUCGGCUCUUAUUCAACCAAAUAUCCCCAUGGUAACCUGCGAGUCAUCUCUCUCAACACAAAUCUAUUCUACCGGGGAAACUUCUGGCUUUUUCAGAGGAAGAUGCUGCGCGAUCCCAGCGGUCAGAUCGAUUGGCUUGUUGAAGAACUCCACGCUGCUGAGAAAGCUGGAGAGCGUGUCUAUAUUAUUGGGCAUAUGCCGCUGGGGGACCGGAAUGCCUUCCACGAUCAGUCGAAUUAUCUGAACCAGGUAGUGAACCGAUACUCAGCAACCAUCGCAGCCAUGUUCUUUGGUCACACCCACAGAGAUCACUUUCAGAUUACAUACCAUGAUGCUUCAGGCAAGACCUUUAACAAUGCUCUAAUAACAUCGUAUGUCGGUCCCUCGCUCACUCCCAUGUCGGGAAUGCCCUCUUUUCGUGUCUACGAUGUUGAUCCUGUGACCUUCGCCGUUCUCGAUGCAACUACCUACAGCGCCGACAUGACGUCUCCUACAUACCAGACCCAAGGCCCCGUGUGGGAAAAGUAUUACUCCGCAAAGGAGACAUAUGGCCCACUCACAAACCCUCCCCUAAUCGACGAUACGGCGGAGCUCACUGCUUCAUUCUGGCACAACGUCACCGAGGUCUUCGAGAAAAAUCAGACGGCUUUUGACGAAUACAUGUUACGUCUCAGUAGAGGCUGGUUACAGCCAGAAUGCACCGGCGAAUGUCGGUCGGCGCAGAUCUGUAUGCUACGAGCGGCACGGAGCCAGGAUGGCUGUGACGUAUCAACACUUGGUUCCUCAUACCAUGCAAGGAUGCAAAAUGUUGCAGAAAGGGACGAGUGUGGCAUCUCGGUCUUGCAAGCAACUUUUUCAGCCUUGGUGGCCAAAGAGGGUGUUUUGAAAAUUCUGCAAGAGAUUUUGGUAGGCCUGAAUGUGAAGCUGCAUGGAUGA
Messenger RNA from Fusarium musae, 1107 nucleotides. RefSeq lists its product as uncharacterized. NCBI's taxonomy places the organism in Eukaryota, Fungi, Ascomycota, Sordariomycetes, Hypocreales, Nectriaceae. The coding region runs from base 1 to 1107 and encodes 368 amino acids. The record is from RefSeq and is a predicted model, not a curated record. The transcript has a single exon. Gene Ontology annotation, molecular function: hydrolase activity.